AUGGACAAAUCAGCUCAUGUCUGGAAAGCAUUAGGUCGGAGGACCGAUGCAAUGCGGUUGAUGCGCGAUUGUGAAAGACUUAGCCAACAGCGCCUUCGAAGCGAUCAUCUUGACACUAUCCUCUCCUUUUCAGUGCUUCAGGAGUGGGAGAAAGACUCGAUAUAA
Molecule: messenger RNA, 165 nt
Organism: Colletotrichum truncatum
Lineage: Eukaryota; Fungi; Ascomycota; Sordariomycetes; Glomerellales; Glomerellaceae
Product: PFS and TPR domain-containing protein
Source: RefSeq, a predicted model, not a curated record